Messenger RNA from Cyclospora cayetanensis, 5889 nucleotides. RefSeq lists its product as uncharacterized. The record is from RefSeq and is a predicted model, not a curated record. The coding region runs from base 1 to 5889 and encodes 1962 amino acids. Gene Ontology annotation, molecular function: phosphatase activity. NCBI's taxonomy places the organism in Eukaryota, Apicomplexa, Conoidasida, Eucoccidiorida, Eimeriidae. The transcript has 17 exons. Gene Ontology annotation, biological process: phosphatidylinositol dephosphorylation.
AUGCAUCCUUCAAGGGAUGCCGCAGGUGACCCUGCAGCAAAGGAGGGGAUUGCUGCAACUGCUACCCCUGAGUCGUCUCCCUUUCCAGAAGAUGUAUGGAGGGGCCCUCCACGGACCUUUUCUUCCGUCGCUACUGCGACGAACGAGCCAAAGGCGGAGAUGCAGUCCUCUGCAAGCUUGGUACUGCAGCCCCCCUCAGCCGCCCGUGCGCCAUCCGUCGAAUAUUCCAAUCAACCAGAUUGCAGGGGGAGUUUGGAGCGCUUGGCCUUGGGGGCUUUCCAGGGGGGCACUGUGGUCACCCCACUUACUGCAUGCAAAGUGGAGCUGCAUCCCUUACAUCCGUCCCUGGCAACCCAAGGCAGCCGAACGCAGGAGACUCUUGGGGGCCUAGAUACCAAAAGGAACCUUCCCUCCUUGCAUUCUACCCGUGAUCAGAGGCCCCUCCCUUCCCAUACGCACGAGGUACCCACUAACAGCAACAGUACCAGCAGCAACAGCAACAGUACCAGCAGCAACAGCAAAAGUACCAGCAGCAACAGCAAAAGUACCAGCAGCAACAGCAAAAGUACCAGCAGCAACAGCAACAGUACCAGCAGCAACAGCAAAAGUACCAGCAAGGCGCAGAGGGCCACCGGCAUCUCCCUGUGCCCUCCAGUUUCCGUCCAGACGAAUUGGGUGCUCCAUCCUCCUGGAGCCUCCGCACCGCAUGCAAAAUUUUGGCGUCUCUGUAUAUAUCAGCGGGUCUUUUUGGUGAUUCCUAGCCCUUCUCUAUGGCCUCCUUCUUCUCGCUGUCCUCCCCCCUCCUUUAUUCCCUGUCUUUUCAUUCGCAGGGAAACGGGGGAGCUGCAGCAGCAGCUGCUCCCGCUGCAAGGCUUUCUGCUGGCUCACUUCUCAGCGCAGCCCUCUGUAGGCGCUGCGGCUGCGGCUGUAGCAGCUAAACAAGGAUCGGAAGGGUCCCCUCGCCACGCGACUUCCCCAGGCGUUACCGAUGCCCCAGCAGUCGCUUCGGCUGCUUGUGCUGCUGCUGCAGCAGCGCCUUCCAGAGUUGCUCCAGACGCGCCUGCCUCCUUCGGAGGAUUCCACGUGCAGUUGGACUGCCACGCCCUAUUGGGAACUCUGAAGAUAACCUCUCGCCGCUAUUUGGUAGUAGUUCUUGAGGCAGAGCCAGUGGCAGUGGUGCAGGAGGAGGAGACGAUGCCUGCGAAUCCUCCCCAGCGCUGGCUAGAGCUACAGCGAUCCAAGCGGCAACAGCAGCAGCAGCAACAGAAGGCUCCUCAGCUUGUGAGGAAGCUCAUCAAGCUCGCUACCAGAGUUACGUGUCUUCCCUACUGCUUGAAGGCGCCAGAAGCCCCUCGGAUGUCCGGCGACGGAGGCCAGCAGCAGCAGCAGCAGCAGCAGCAGCAGCAGCAGCAGCAGCACGGUGGAGAGGGGACGUCCUUAGGGAAUCGUUUGGAGGCGCCGCUGCAGGAGCUAGGACUCUCCACAGGAGCCUCCCUGGACUUCCUUGAUGACGAUAAGGAUCUUUUGGGGCUUGAUGUGGGAGGGGUUGACCAAGGGGUGUCUUUUUCUCAGCACGCUAUCGCUAAGACGUGGGGUGGACUUAUUUCAGCGGCCUCUGAUUCUCUGGCUUCCAGCGGGAGCUGGGGAGACAACGGGCGGGGAGGCGUAGCCUCUUGGGUACAGCAGCAAACGCAGAUGCUGCUGGGGCCCCAGUCGCUUGGCUUGCUCUUACCGGAGGAAGACGCUGGCAACAACAGGAACAGAGUUAGCGACGACGAGGUGUGGGAAGCUCCUCCACGCACCCAGAGCAGCGACGGUGGCUCCCUCGAAGAUCUCUGUGGAGGAGGCGGAGGGGACGACAGGAGCUUGGGGAGAUCUACUGCUGGCUCCAAGACUUCUGCGAUCAGAAUUCGCAUAUCCGAAGGUGGGGAGGCAGCAGCGGAAGCAGCCACAGAAGGCAGCGAGGUGGGCGCAUCGGUCCCUCCAAGAGGCAGCGGUGAUAUUCGGGAGAGACGGCAGAGGCACUCCCACAACCAUGGGCAGAAAUCAGAGCCAGAAGCUACGUGUUGCAGCGAGUCUGAUGGGAACCGUUACGCAAGUGCAAUUGAAAAACUCUUGUCCGCCGGCUUUUACUUCUCUACCGACAUCGAAUUGACACGGUCGCUACAGCGGCAGGCGGAGCUGAGACUCCCCAAGUGUCGGCAGACGCUGCCUGGAUUUCCAGACUGUAGCUGGCAAUUCGAUUCUUGCGAGGAAAGAGAUGCAGCUCUGCUCAAAGACUCCUGCUGGAACGGCUUCUCGUUCACUCAAGUCGCAGAUGAGCGAUUCUCGUGGAAUGCUGCUCUGCUAUCCGACUGGAAACUUUCUGGCAUUGAUCCCAGGUGGACUGUCCCUCUUAUCCAAGGGUAUGUAGGCUAUGCACGCGUAGAGCGUCUGGGGUCAAGGGCCCCCACCUCAGGAGGUGCUGCACGGGUGUUAGCCGUUGAGCUGCUCCUCAUCUGCCGCAGAAGCUGCAGGCGGGGAGGCACUCGGUAUAAUGCGAGGGGCAUCGAUGAUGAAGGAGACGUUGCAAAUUUUGCAGAAAGCGAGCAGCGCGUUCGCCUCCUGCAGCUUGAGAGUCUCUCCAGCAGCAGCAGAAGUCGCACUGGGAUGCCUCGAACCAGCCGUUUCACCAGGCCGCGAGUCUCUGCGCACUCCUGCUCGUCGACAGCCUCGAGUGUAGAGACACCGGAGGCAUCAGACGCAGGGGUUCCCUUGCUGUGCAGAAAGGGCUGCUGCUAUGGCCACUGGGCUUCAAUGCUGCAAGUGCGAGGCUCGGUGCCUCUCUUCUGGUGUCAAAGUGGCCUUACAGCGCAGACUGCAGUCACUCGCAACGCUCUCCUUACCGCAAACGCAUUCGAGAGACAUCUUCACAUGCUGCACCGCCGCUACGGCCCUCAUCUGGUGUUUAUCAAUCUGCUGAGUACGACGCGAGAGAACGAGAGACGCCUUACCAGCAGUCUCGAGGAGCAGCUGCAGCUGUACGAUCACGACCACCUCUCCGCUAUACCGCCUCUCCAUAUACGAUACGACUUCCAUUCACAGACCAAAUCCAAGGCGUAUGAGGCUGCUCUCGGCGACUUCGUACAGCGCGAGCUGCUAGCCUCUGCUGCAGCUAUCGGCUUCUUCUGCAGCCCUUGCGAGGAAGCGGGAGGUGCUGCAGCAGGAAGGAAGCAGGAGGGCGUCUUCCGUACGAACUGUCUGGAUUGUCUAGACAGAACGAACGUGUUUCAAUGGUUCUACUGCUGGUUCUGGCUUACACAGCUGUUGCGGGAGAGUCGAUAUGAGGCCUUCCUGCUACCCGUCACGUCUCGCAAUUUACUGACUGUCUCAUCGGCUCCCUUGGGGAGCGGCCCGUGGCUUGGGGGCACGGAGGAAGCUGCUCCUUCGAACUCGCUCGUCACCCUUGUUUUAGGAGACACUGGACGUCCAGAUCAGCAACAACAGGUGCUGCUGCAGCGGAGCAGCAGCAGCAGCCUUAACGGCGGAAGCAGCGCGGCAAUCAGAGCAGCGCUGAGCAACAGCUUUUCGCGGGCUGAAGACGCUGGCCACCCCGUAUACACGCAAAAAUCCAGCACGAACAUCCCUGCAACACCCUGCAGCGACGCUCCACAAGAUGAGACUUGUGUUUUGAGGGAUCUCAUCAAAAAGAUGUGGGCAGAUCAGGGGGACAGCAUUAGCCUGCAGUACACGGGCACGGGAUCAGUAUUUUCCUCUCAGAUAAAGCAGGGAGGGAAAAGCUCUCUAUCCUCUAACAUUGACCAUGCCAUCAAAUCUAUUGGCAGGUUCUACCACAAUACAUUUGAGGACUCAUUCAGGCAGGAGUGCGUUGAUCUGCUAGUCGGGCAGCACAGACUCUCAGGAGAGGCUUUCUACCCACAGGGGGACGAGGAUACUGCUGACGAGGGUUCUCCCGUCCCUUUGCGGAUCUGGAUCGGCACGUGGAAUGUUGCGGGAAGAGACAUUCACGAGUGGGAUAAUUUAGAGGAUUGGCUGACUCCCAUCAACGAGCAAGCGGACCUGUUCGUCUUCUGCGUACAAGAACUGGUCGAACUGACGGGGCUUCGCGUGCUGAUGAGUUUGAAGGAUCGAGACAAAGAAUCUCGUUUGGACGUAAAGACAUCCGCUGGGCUUCAAGCUCUCGCAUGGACAAGCCCCCCGCCUCCCUACCUCGACAGUCGGAGAAAGACUCUCGACAGCCUGCAGAAACUCCUGAGGAAAAGCAGCAGCGGCAGCACAGACGUCUCGGCGUGGGGACGCGACUACGAACGUUCGAACAUCUCGUGCGAGGACCAAGUGCAGCGGGAGCGUGCUUAUGACAGAAGCAACAGCAACAGCAGCAGUAACAGCAGCAGCAGCAGCAGUAGCCGCGGGGGAAGCAAACAGUCCACGUCCUACGUGAAGGUUCGCAGUGUAUCAAUGGUUGGCCUCUGGAUAUCGCUUUUUAUUCGCUCGGAUCUGCGGCGGCUUAUAAACAAUGUCGACGCAACAACUGUGAAAGUCGGAAUGAAGGGAAACGCCGGCAACAAAGGCGCGGUGGGGGUUCGACUCUCGUUAGGCGGAGUUUCGUUCUCCUUUUUAAAUGUUCAUCUCGCCUCAGGGCAGACCAGCAGCCACGAGAGAGUGCAGCAAAUGCAACUCGUGCUGCAGCAAGCCUUCCAGACCGGCUCUUCAAACUACCCAAUGGCUCUGCACCACGACUUUGCUUUCAUUGCGGGAGAUUUCAAUUUUCGCCUGCACAUGUCUCACCAGCAAGUUGUCGAGGAACUGAACAACUCCAACUUCAAGCCUCUUCUUUCGUGCGAUCAACUGUACAUCUGCAAAAAACACCAUGUUCCCCCUUUUAACUCCCUCAUAGAACCGCCAAUCACCUUCAGGCCGACGUACAAGUACAAAAGAAACUCUCAGCUUUAUGACCUCAAGAGGACACCAGCCUGGUGCGAUCGCAUUCUGUAUGGCGGCCGUCUCGUGCCCCCUGCCGACAGUCGAGGAAACCGCGGCAACACCCACUCUGCGGGUUCCCCAGUGCAGUGCCUUUCCUACACGCAUCACCAGUGCUACUUUUCUUCGGAUCACAAGCCUGUUUCUGGAGUAUUCGAGGUGUCUGUGCCCUCCAGAAGACUGUCAAGGAAAGGCUGCGUGCGCAGCCGCCUGUGGCAGGGAGAGUCGCUCAGAAGUUCAUCUUUUUUCCAGGAUUCGCUUGACCUGAGAGACACUCUACGGCCCCCCUCGAAUUUUCCCAAGGCGUCUCUGGGAGCUGAGAGCGCAAGUGGUACUUCUUCUAUCGACUGCACGUCCAGCCGAGACUGGACCUCUAGGGCAGCACAACCCGAAAGUCACAGCUUUUCUCCCUUCCCUACACUGACGGAUGUCGAUAUGUUGGCUGGAGGAGUGCCUCUUCUGCUUCCCGAACGAUCAGCAGGCCCCCUCGUGCAAACGCCCUCCAACGAGGCCAAAGAAUCAAAUCUUCUCAGUCUCCCUGCUUCCCCUCGGGAUGGUGGCACACAGAUGUCAACUGAAGGCAGCCUCGAUGCGAUAGCUUCACGUUUGGUAGCUGCUGCUGCAGCAGAUAGCGGAAACAUCAGGCAGCUACCGGAAACAGCCACAAGCGUGAAGGACGGGAGUGCGAAUGCAAUGGAUGCCCUAGACGCUUUGCUAAGCAACAUCCGCGUGGAGAAUCAACAAACAGGGGGGUCUGCUUCGGAGUGGUCCCUACUGGAUCUAUCACAGCCUCUCUCGGCAGCCCCUCGCUUGGAAGAGAGGCAGAUCGUGACUGACGCCUCAGAGGGGCAACAGCCUACGGCGCGGGGGGGAGCCCAGCAACAUGUCUUCGAGGACCUUUUGUUGUAG